Hyaena hyaena (striped hyena) is the source of this 1966-nucleotide messenger RNA. RefSeq names its product sodium channel epithelial 1 subunit gamma (gene SCNN1G). The transcript has 12 exons. Gene Ontology annotation, cellular component: membrane. Gene Ontology annotation, biological process: sodium ion transmembrane transport. Lineage: Eukaryota; Metazoa; Chordata; Mammalia; Carnivora; Hyaenidae. The record is from RefSeq and is a predicted model, not a curated record. Gene Ontology annotation, molecular function: ligand-gated sodium channel activity. Bases 26 to 1966 code for a protein of 646 amino acids.
UGGCCCUCCAAGUCCCAUCCUCGCCAUGGCUCCCGGAGAGAAGAUCAAAGCCAAAAUCAAGAAGAAUCUGCCCGUGACGGGGCCCCAGGCGCCUACCAUCAAAGAGCUGAUGCGGUGGUACUGCCUCAACACCAACACCCAUGGCUGCCGCCGCAUCGUGGUGUCCCGCGGCCGCCUGCGGCGCCUGCUCUGGGUUCUCUUCACGCUGACGGCCGUGGCCCUUAUUUUCUGGCAAUGUGCCCUCCUCAUCUCCUCCUUCUACACCGUCUCUGUCUCCAUCAAGGUCCACUUCCAGAAGCUGGAUUUUCCUGCCGUCACCAUCUGCAACAUCAACCCUUACAAGUACAGUGCAGUGCGGGACCUUCUAGCCGACUUGGAACAGGAGACCAGAAUGGCCUUGAAGAACCUGUAUGGCUUUCCAGAGAAUAAGUCUCGAAAACGCCGAGAGGCAGAGUCUUGGACCUCGGCUUGGGAGGGCACACGUCCCAAAUUCCUCAAACUGGUCCCACUGCUGGCUUUCAGUCAGGAUGAGACCAACAAGGCCAGGGACUUCCUCACAGGGCGGAAGAGGAAAGUCAGUGGGAGCAUCAUUCACAAGGCAUCAGAUGUCAUGCAUGUCCACGAGUCCAAGGAGGUGGUGGGAUUCCGACUGUGUUCAAAUGACACAUCCAAAUGUGCCGUCUACACCUUCAGCUCGGGGGUCAAUGCCAUCCAGGAGUGGUAUAAGCUGCACUACAUGAACAUCAUGGCACAGGUCCCUCUGGAGAAGAAAAUCAACAUGAGCUACUCUGCUGAGGAGCUGCUGGUCACCUGCUUCUUUGAUGGCGUGUCCUGUGAUGCCAGAAACUUCACGCUUUUCCACCACCCAAUGUAUGGGAAUUGCUACACAUUCAACAACAGAGAAAAUGAGACUAUCCUCAGCACCUCCAUGGGGGGCAGUGAGUACGGGCUGCAGGUGAUCUUGUACAUCAAUGAAGAGGAGUACAAUCCCUUCCUGGUGUCCUCCACUGGGGCGAAGGUGAUUGUGCAUCGGCAGGAUGAGUACCCCUUCAUCGAGGACGUGGGAACGGAGAUUGAGACGGCAAUGGCCACCUCCAUAGGCAUGCAUCUGACGGAGUCCUUCAAGCUGAGCGAACCCUACAGCCAGUGCACAGAGGAUGGAAGUGACGUGCCAAUCAGUAAUAUCUACAAUGCUGCAUACUCCCUCCAGAUCUGCCUUCACUCGUGCUUCCAAACAAAGAUGGUGGAGAAAUGUGGGUGUGCCCAGUAUAACCAGCCGCGACCUCCAGCAGCCAACUACUGCAACUACCAGCAGCACCCCAACUGGAUGUAUUGCUACUACCAGCUGCAUCAGGCUUUUGUCCGGGAGGAGCUGGGCUGCCAGUCGGUGUGCCGGGAAGCCUGCAGCUUUAAAGAGUGGACACUGACCACCAGUCUGGCACAGUGGCCUUCCGCGGUUUCCGAGAAAUGGUUGCUGCCCGUUCUCACUUGGGACCAAGGCCAGCAAAUAAAGAAAAAACUCAACAAGACGGAUUUGGCUAAACUCUUGAUAUUCUACAAAGACCUGAACCAGAGAUCCAUCAUGGAGAGCCCUGCCAACAGCAUCGAAAUGCUUCUGUCCAACUUCGGUGGCCAGUUGGGCCUGUGGAUGAGCUGCUCUGUUGUCUGCGUCAUUGAGAUCAUCGAGGUCUUCUUCAUUGACUCCUUCUCCAUCAUUGCCCGCCACCAGUGGCAGAAAGCCAAGGAAUGGUGGGCCCGGAGGCAUGCUCCUCCCGACCCUCAGGGCCAGGACAACCCAGGCCUUGAUAUAGAUGAUGACCUGCCCACUUUCACCUCGGCACUGCGCCUGCCUCCAGCCCCAGGGACCGAGGUGCCUGGCACACCGCCUCCCAGAUACAACACCUUGCGUUUGGAGAGGGCCUUCUCUAACCAGCUCACGGACACCCAGAUGCCAGCAGAGUCCUGA